CGACUCAGCCGUCAGUCGUUGUUCUUCAGCCAAGGUUCCCCCCAGCUUCAUAUCCUCCUUUCCUACUAGCUCAGCUAUGUCUACGGUCGCUGUGUUGCUUAGCAACGACGGCGCUUCCUCGCCGACAGAAUGGGCCAUCGCCAACGGCGCACUGGCCACUAUCGUCAGCAACCCCGUCAGUGAGCGAAAUAAGUGCAGUUCUGCAAACGAACUAAAGUCGGCUGAAGGCUACUGAAGCCAGAUGCUGACCCGGGUAGCGUUCCCGCCACUGUGACAGCCACUGACAUGACGAAAACCACCGUACCUGGUGUUGCUGUUACAAAGUUCGUGUAUAUGUGUCUCCUUACCGUUCGUUUUUUUAUUGCGCCUAAUAGUAUUUCUGCAUAGAAGAAGACCGAAUUAUUAGGAUUUCGAACGAGGGAAACACCAACAAAGUAUGAAAGGUACAAGUUGAUGUGAGUGUAGCUGAAAGUUGUUAAGAGGACCGGUUAACGUUUCAGCGUAAUGUGGGCGCUUGCAAGUUAACGAUGCUUAUUGGUACAAGUGGAGAAGAACACUUUGGAGCUGCUGUACAUCACGUCGUGCUACAUAGAUUGAAAUGAAUAGUAGGUGUAAAGUUGUGGAAGAUAAGAGAGUCAGAAAAAGAGGAGCUGUCAUAAUCCUCAGUUGUCAUGUUUAUUGUGUGUGAGAUGGGCAAUCGUUAACAAACGAUUGCCCCAUAUCCUGCAAAGAAGCGUGGUGUCUCUUUUCUGGUUCUUAGCUCUCGUGAGUACAUGCCUGCUAUAAGCCUACAAAAUAAUACCUAGCGGAUAUAUAGAGACUUCUUGUGUAGAAAUUCACUCUGCAGAGCUCCAACAUUAUUUCUGCUUACCAGUCCUUCGAUGUGCUGGACUUCGUAUCGAAUUGUUGCCACCAGAGUGGUGCCCCAGUGCAAGGGUCCCUGAAGCCUCGUGUGAAAUCUGAGGAUAAUCUAUUGUUAAAUAAGGCCUUUGAAUGGUAGAACCAACAAGGCAAGAGCAUUAAUAAGCUCAUAUUGCUUGAGGCUUAACCCUCCGCCAGACGUUUGGGGGCACACUGAUACCUAUUAUAGUCCCCAUCUUGCAUAGCAUUGACGAAGCUGCCGCCCACGACCCACAAGUGGCUUAAACAGCAAAAUGGACGCCCGGGCCCGUUUUCUCACUUUCUUGACAUUCCUAAUCUCGUGCCUGGCUAUUUGUCUACUCUCGGCGUCGUUGCUAACCCACAACUGGCUCGUGGCCAAAGUUCGUAUGGUGCGGGACACCACUAUCGACUCGGUGUUUUUAGAACAGGAAGGUGUUCACCCGGUAGACAAUGAUAAAUUUCAUGGAACCGUACAAUUUGGAUUGUUUUACGGAAAGAAGGUGCUCAACUACGGAUACGGACCCCGAGCAACCGGAUUUUCAAUGAAGGAAGUUUUCCGAGCUGACCCCGAGUUGAUGCACUAUCCUUUGUAUAUCUGCACAGUGGUCGGUAUAGCGUUCGCUCUUUUCUUCACAAUUAUCGGCUCGGUCCUUUCCGUUGUCAAUUCGGUGAUGACACCUGUCGAAAAAAUCAAUGGCGCUGUUGGACUAUACACUUGGAACGGCCUAUCAGUUUCUACGACUAUCAUUCCUCGCUUGACUGCGAUUGCAAGCUACGAGGUAACCAUUGUCAAGGGUUAAUGCUCGCCCUAAGUAGGUCUUCUAGUUUUAACGCACCUUUGCUAUCGGAUAUGCAGCUUCGACAAGGCGAAGAAAGCCAGCUUUUUCUACCGCCGGUUCCACUGCCGAUUUUCUGCAUUAAUUGCCCCCGCUUCAGUUGGCAUGGCGGUAACACCGCUAAAAGCUCUCAAUUACGAAGCUAUUUGAAACAACACUAACGAGCAGCACGAAAGCCCGCUGAAGCUCAACGUUAGCUGGUCCUCUCUCCAUUGCGGCCGGCACAUUAGUGCGUUUCAAGUUGUUUUGAGCGAGCGUCCACGCGGUAUGCGUUCGAAAACGUAUAAGGUCGUCCCAUGUCAGUAACGAACGGAAACCUGAAAAGCACAAUUCGACACGGUCUAGUUCCGUUGGGAUAGGGGAUUGGUUGAUGCUGGAGAUUGAAGAGACAAGGUUCGCACGUAUUCGAAAAAAGAAAAACGUGAGAAAGAUAGGCACAGCAGCUAGGAAGAGAAGGGAAGGCUAAGGAAACGGGAACAUUUCGGCAAGAAGCUAGCGGUCGGACGAAGCGGACUCCAUCAGGCCACUUUAUGCACCGUUACUGCUUUUGCUGUUGCCGCUUUUUGAAAGGCGUCCAAGGGUUUGCCAUCCAUCCGGCCUUUUCCUGUGCCACAUACACAAGCUUUCCAUCCACUGCCGUUUCUUUACUGCUAUUUCUACACUAUAUAUACACACAUGUAUUCGCUUUUCGGUUUUCGCUGUGGACGACUGACGCUGUCUGUCCAUGUAAAAUCAAGCUUGUAUUUGACUCAGACACAUGCGCAGGGCUCCUGUGAUAAAUAAACAAGCCUCUUUUUGCGAGCACAAUACGAUAAGCGGCAAUUGAAAGAGUGACAUAUAUACUACUUCCAAAACGCCUCAAGGUUGGGGCGGGUAUCAAGCAAGGGGUUGCUUUCGCCAGCGACAGACCAUCUGGCCCCCAUUAUCACAUGUACGUGGCCGUUACAUUGAUUCCACCGAUUUUCCGCGGUAAUUCUAUUGCUCGUCAAUGCAGCGCUGGCCGAAUCCAAGGAAUACAAUCGGUAGCUGUCUACUGGCGUACUAUAUAUGCGACUGUGCGGCUUCGAGCCAUGACCUUGACGCUUCUUGACACACUACAAUAGUGGGUUGGCUUAUCUUAUUUUCGCCGGAUAUACUCACAAGUUGAGCGUACACGUUAAAGACUAUUUCGGUGGUCAAUUUUGGCAGUCGGCGCUGAAUUCUUCAGUCAGCGACAAACCGCUAGAGUUCAAAAAGAGUUGCAAGCUUCGAAUAUGCGAAAGGAGGCGGAGCAUUAGCCUUGUAUUGAGACAGAUUCAGAAAGAUAAAAGAGUCGUUUAGAAGACUGUGCAUGCAUCUAAUUGCGAUAGAUGCAUCCACGGUUUAGCGCACCCAAAGCAACAACCAUAUGAAAAGCUAAGAUGAAUGAGGACAACUCCGUAUCAAAUUCAGGACUUCUACAGGAUAAGCUUCCAUUAUGACUGAACGGACUCUGCGCGCACAUGCAGUCAUUCACACCGCAGGACCCUUCCUUGCUGUGCAAAUGAAGUUACGUAAAGAUUACGAUAUCCACCUGAAAUUUUGUAUCCUAAUACCAUUGAUGUUCACAUCAAGAUUAUGCGACAUAAUGCAUACAAGGCUCGAAACAUUGUAAACAUGUCUGUUUCUU
Varroa destructor (honeybee mite) is the source of this 3366-nucleotide messenger RNA. RefSeq lists its product as uncharacterized. NCBI's taxonomy places the organism in Eukaryota, Metazoa, Arthropoda, Arachnida, Mesostigmata, Varroidae. The record is from RefSeq and is a predicted model, not a curated record.